AUGAUGGCCAUGAUUAUCGUCCUGCCGGAGUCGCCUCGAUGGCUAAUUUCGCAAGGCCGAGACGCAGAAGCGAAAGAAGUACUUCGAUGGAUAACGCCCAAGAAGAGUAAAGAAGAUGCGGACAAUGAAGACGCCGCGCACCUGAUAUAUGCGAAUAUCGUGAGCGCCCGAGAAUUUGAACUUGCCGCGGAAGGGGAGUUCUCGAUUAUGGAGUUGUUUCAUGGUGGAAAAAUGCAAAACUGGCGACGGACGGCCAUUUGUUUUGCUGUCAUGGCAUGCCAGCAACUGAGCGGGAUCAACCUUCUGACAUAUUAUAUCUCUUAUGUCUUGGAAAACUCUCUAGGCCUCGACCAUCAUCUAUCACUCUUGCUAGGCGGCUUUAACGGCCUCGAAUAUCUUUUUGCGUCUGCCAUUCCGAUAUGGACAAUCGAGCGAGUUGGUCGCCGAAAAUUGCUCCUCUUCAGCGCGGCAGGUCAAACCCUAUCAAUGGCUAUCCUGGCUGGUGCUAUCUGGUAUGUCACGGAAAACCAAGAUGGUCCUGCGAAAGUUGGUAUGGGCAUCCUUGCCGUCGUCGCGUUUUUCCUGUUCAACACAUUUUACGCUCAAGGAUUUCUCGCGAUUCCCUUCUUCUAUCCUGCGGAGAUCACCAAUCUGAGAACGAGAAGUCGUGGUGUCGCUAUCUCUGUCAUGAGCAAUUGGAUUUUCACUUUCUUGGUUGUCAUGAUCACACCAAUCUGCACAGCAGAUAUUGGAUACAGAACGUACAUCCUCUUCGCCGUGCUCAAUUUCUCCUUCAUUCCACUUAUUUAUUACUUUUUCCCAGAAACGGCUGGAUUGUCCUUGGAAGCUCUGGAUGCGAUGUUUGAUUGUCCAGGUAUCACGAAAGGUGUAUUGAGUAAAUCACACCGUCGAAAUAUGAUCGCGAUAUCGAACGAUCCGUUCCGCCGCGACUCGCACAUUGAUGUGGAGGUGCCAAAUGCGUGCGAGAAGAGGCUCUCUGUGGGCCACCUUGAGAGGGGCUCGGAACAGUAG
Molecule: messenger RNA, 1032 nt
Organism: Exophiala bonariae
Lineage: Eukaryota; Fungi; Ascomycota; Eurotiomycetes; Chaetothyriales; Herpotrichiellaceae
Exons: 4
Coding region: 1-1032 (343 amino acids)
Biological process (GO): transmembrane transport; carbohydrate transport
Cellular component (GO): membrane
Molecular function (GO): carbohydrate:proton symporter activity
Source: RefSeq, a predicted model, not a curated record